AUGGAUCCCAACGGAAGGCGAAAUCUCUACAACAGGGGAUAUGACCCAACGGCAUCAUCAUCUUAUCACCCUAACUAUGCUGCCACGGAUAUGGAUGAAGACUCAAUCCACUACCGAGAAGAUGCAAGCUCAGUGAGCUCAUUGUCACCAACUGGCUACGGCAGCGCCAGGAAUGCAUACGCCGGAUCCUACUCAGACGCAUAUGAGUACGCCGGGGCUUCCAGUAGUACCAGAUCGCGAGCUCAACCUUCUUACCAUCAUCACCAUCUACCAGAAACGGACCAAUGGACCUCAAUGCGUGCAGAAUACGGUGACAGCCUGCACAGCUUGGUUGGCAAAGAAGGGAUGCCUUCUCCCGCCAGACGACCGCAACGACCCAGGAUCAGAUUCACUCCAGAAGAGGAUCAGCUCUUAAUCGAGCUUAAAGAACAGAAAAAUCUCACCUGGAAGCAGAUUGCCGACUUCUUUCCUGGGCGCAAUUCAGGCACGUUGCAGGUGCGUUAUUGUACAAAGUUGAGAGCAGAAGCCAUGCCAUGGACCAGAGAGAUGGACCAGAGACUUCUAGAAGCUCUACAAAGUUAUGAGGAUGAGAAAUGGCGAAUUGUUGCGCACAGAGUUGGGAAUGGGGUUACGCCGAUGGGAUGCUGCGAUCGGGUGUGGGAGCUAUUCAACAUUCAGGUUGACGAUGCUUCUCCAUUCACGUUUGCAAACGACAAUUGA
Messenger RNA from Trichoderma gamsii, 720 nucleotides. Its product is annotated as MYB DNA-binding domain-containing protein. Bases 1 to 720 code for a protein of 239 amino acids. The record is from RefSeq and is a predicted model, not a curated record. The transcript has 2 exons. Lineage: Eukaryota; Fungi; Ascomycota; Sordariomycetes; Hypocreales; Hypocreaceae.